This is a messenger RNA of Aspergillus udagawae, 294 nucleotides long. RefSeq lists its product as uncharacterized. The transcript has 2 exons. The record is from RefSeq and is a predicted model, not a curated record. NCBI's taxonomy places the organism in Eukaryota, Fungi, Ascomycota, Eurotiomycetes, Eurotiales, Aspergillaceae. Bases 1 to 294 code for a protein of 97 amino acids.
AUGGCUCCCGAUCUUCCCGGUACGCAUCUGCACCAGAGCACCGCGCUCCACAGAGGUGAGGUCGUCGUAGAUAGUGAUCAAACGCCUGGAGACCUCGGGGAGGAAGCGCUGGAGGUGCCCGCACCAGACUGCCGCCAAGCUUCAUCCAUUGCUCUUUGGUAUGCUGCUGAUCCCAGAGGCCGGCGUACCAGGGGCCCGCUCUGCCCGUCAUUGACGCCGUGGAACCAACCUGCCGCUUUCUCGCCUGAGGAGCCGGAGGAUCAGCACCACUCCGCCACCGGCACGGUGUGCUAA